Molecule: messenger RNA, 3452 nt
Organism: Odontomachus brunneus
Lineage: Eukaryota; Metazoa; Arthropoda; Insecta; Hymenoptera; Formicidae
Gene: Tes
Exons: 5
Coding region: 286-2805 (839 amino acids)
Molecular function (GO): zinc ion binding
Source: RefSeq, a predicted model, not a curated record
GCAGCUUCACACAACCUACACGUGAGACUGUGUGCAUGCUGAAAGUGCAGCGAAGAAUGGGGCCGUCUGUGUCUUAAGGAGAUAAAGUGUGACAGAAGGGAGAAAUCCAAGUAUUGGUGAGAUAGCGGCUGCAUCGCUCCGAUGACUCAUCCACACUCAUGUCUGAAACGUCAAGUGACCGCAUGAGAGAUAAGUUCGACUUAUGGAAUGACAAGAUAAGCGUGUGAACAAGUCGUGUUAAAGUGAUACUUUUUCGACUUCAAGGAGUGCCUUAUUCUCUGCACGAUGGAGGAAGAGAUAGCGAAUCGGCCUAAGUGGUUGUUGGAGCUGGAAAAUCGUAAGCGAAAGCCGCGUUUGGCGCACGAAGCCGGUGCUGGCGCACCAUGCAUGAACUGCAAUUCUGCGUGCCCCGGCCUUGAUUUGCACUUUUGGAGGAAGAUCUGUAAGAAUUGUAAAUGUGGUCGGGACGAUCACGAUGUCGACAACGACGAGUUCCCACAGUUUGACCUGCUAUUUGGACCAAGUGGAAAAUUUAAGAAUAAAUCGAUGCGUCUGCAAGUAAACAACAAAAAACAAAAUGAAGGUGAAACUACAUUUGAAUGGGUGCCACCAGAUACGACUAAGGAACUGGUUAUGGAUUAUAUGAAGGCCUUGCCUGCUGAUAAACUACCGAUUAAAGGAUCAGCUGGUGCUGCUCUGAGAAGGCAGCUGUUACAAAAACAAUUACCACUGCACGAUAUUGAUCAUAAAGCUUGCGAUGCACUUAGUGAACAAGAGCAGAAGCAAUUUGAGAAGUAUUUAGAGAACAUAAAGAAAUAUGCAGGGCAAGGCAAAGUGAUGAAGAUGCUAGGUGCCCGUCCGUUCGACCGUUCUCUCAUGACACCCAUCAAUGCAACCGAUAUGCAACGCUGCAGUCCACAACACAGACCUUAUGUGUCUUCCCCCGGCGUUCAAUUACGCACACCGAGUAGCUUCGCCGUAAAGAGCCCGUAUGCGAAGCAUCCAUCCAUGAGUCAGAAUAAGCAGCAAGAUAUUACAGUCAUAAAUGACAACAAAAUGUCUAAUACGGAAGAAUAUAACUGUUCCUUAGCGAACAUGUCGAAUGUUAACAGCAACGUCGCGAGAUCACAGUCCGUUGAGGGCAAGUUCCACGAGAAUCUUCAGCAGACGAACGACGCCGCAUUAGUAAGAGGCGGUGUAAGCGGCAAGAUAAUAAACUCCUCGAUUCCCUCACGUCUCGCCGAGCAAGAGAUCGUGUCCCCUCGUGAGAUGCAUACUUCUGGAAAUUUUGUGCCGUUCGGAGGGAACGGAACGAGAAGCGCGUUGAUGCACACGGAGGCGCACAGAGAAACACUGAGCAACGUUACGCCAUACAGUCUCGCGCACUCGGAGGCUCAGAACAGCGACGCGGCUUCCAUCGCGGAGUGCAUGCUGGCCGACGCGCUUCUGCCGCCUAGUGCGAUACACGCCAACGACAUCAUCGGGAGCACCCUAGAUGAGGAAGAAUUGAUGUACAUAAGGGAGAAACUCGCCGACAAGUACAACGCCGUGGAGAAUCCGGUGCUGCACAGCACUCCUAAGUCAUCGCGAUUGUUGGACACAAGCGAUUUGUUGCAUCCACGUGGCGGCGUGCCCAAAGAAGGUAACAAUUCCGCAAAUGUCAACAAGGACGCGGAGAGGACGGCUAUCAUAGCUGCAAUGAGAAAUCCAACGGGAAGCUUUGCGGAAAGAACGGAGCCUGGUAACGCCAUAGGCGCGCCUUUGGAAGCUGAGAGAAAAAUGUGCAAACCCUUGUCUCAUGUAAUCCAACCGACUGCGCCAACUGCUGAUCUCAACGAACAGAAGCCACAAUAUGGCUGGCUAUCUUACAAAGUGCCGAAUAAUGUUCUUGGCGCGCGUUCAGAUAUAUCUUUAACGACAGACGUCCCUGGAGCCGCAACGGAGAACGCUUCAGAUCCGUGGCCGAACAGAUGCAAGCCCGCGGACGCCGUUAUUCCCGCGUCGGGUGCGUCCUUGCAGAUUGGCUCUCAGUAUCCCGUUAAUCCGCUGCAAGCCGAAUUGAACAGUUCGCUCGUGCAACCGACCGUUCUACACUCAGAACAGCUGCAUAACCAGGUAUUUCCGCACAACGUCGUCGGAGGUGUCAACGAGGCGACGCAACAAAAUGUUCAGCACGUGGAACACUUGAAGAACGCCAUGGAGGGUCUAAGGAUUGACUCGACGCGAGCGCAGAAGUGCCGCAAAUGCCACGAGGACAUAUGCGUUGGUGAUGUCAUCGUAACCGCGGAGAAGGCCAACAACGCGUCCUGGCAUCCCGGCUGUUUCGUUUGCUCGGUGUGCAACGAAUUGCUGGUAGAUCUGGUGUACUUUCACUAUAAGAACGAAUUGUAUUGCGAGAGAGACUUGUCCGCGCACUUAGGGAUCCCCCGGUGCUUCGCCUGUGACGAGUUGAUUUUCGUGCGGGAAUACACGGUCGCAGAAGGGCACAAUUACCACGUGAAGCAUUUUUGUUGUUGGGACUGUGAUAUGCCGCUGGCUGGACAGCAAUACAUCACCGAGAACGAUCGUCCUCUUUGUCUUCCUUGUUAUCAAAAAACAUAUGCGAAGACAUGCGCUGCGUGUAAUAUUGUAAUUGCUGCCGAUCAACAGGGUGUGUCUAUAAAGAACUUAGACUUUCAUGCGACCGAGGCAUGUUUCUGUUGUUACAGUUGCAAGAAGAACUUGCUGAACGGUAGAAUGGCGAUAAAGGAGGAUAAAUUGUUCUGCAGUAAAGAAUGUAUCGUAAAGUUCCUUAACCGUGUGUGAAAGUAUAAUAGUUCAUCUACUAUUUUUUAUACGUAUUAUUUUUAUUGUAUAAGAGAAUAAUAUAUUUAUAUAUUUUUAUUAUAAAAGAACAUAGGAAAUAUACAAUGUUGAGCACAUAAAAUUUGCUACUAAUCGAUAUAAUAAAAUUAUAAACAUGAAUAUAUAAUUAAAAGAAGACUGUUUAUAAAAAUUAAUACAGCUUACCUAUAAAAUAUAUAAUGCAUAUAAACCAUGUAAGCCUUUAAGCUGUGUUAAGAAGAUAAAACAGAAAAUAUUUUAUCAAGUAUUCAGUUUUUAAUGUAAUUUCACACCUGAACACUCUUACACGAGAAUAGUUUUAUACGAAAAUAGUUCGUAACGCUACGAGCCGUGUAUUAAUAGUGGUGACUUGGGACUUGUUUCACGUGAGAUUCGCAGAUCUGUGUGACGAUGAUGUGAUAAGUCACCACUAUUAAUACAGGUUUAUGUGACUCACAUUGUACAUAAAUAAAAAAUGUAUUAUAUUUUUUAUCAACAUAGAUAUAUAACUUUAAUAUAGAUCGAUUACAAUUGUAUGGUUUAGUUUUCACUUGGAAGAUAAAUAAUCUUACAACUGUAUUUCAAACGUUAAGCAAAUAAAUUCUCGUCCAAUUGUGUUUCAUUAUAAA